CACAAUUACAUGGCUAAUGGCAAUUUCACAUUUGUUACUGAGUUUAUCCUUUUGGGACUGACAGAUCAAGCUGAACUGAAAGUGUUUCUCUUCAUACUGUUCCUGCUGAUCUAUGUCAUCUCCUUGGUCGGGAAUCUAGGAAUGCUCUUUCUGAUCCAAAUGACUCCCAAACUCCAAAUGCCUAUGUAUCAUUUCCUUAGCUGUCUGUCAUUUGUAGAUGCAUGCUAUUCAUCAGUAUUUGCACCCAAAAUGUUGCUGAACUUUUUUGUUGAACGUGAGACAAUCUCGUUCUCUGCGUGCAUAGUGCAGUACUUUUUGUUUGUGUCACUGCUCACCACAGAGGGCUUUUUGCUGGCUGUGAUGGCUUAUGACCGUUAUGUAGCCAUUGUAAACCCAUUACUUUACACAGUGGCUAUGACCAAAGCAGUUUGUGUUGGACUGGUGCUUGGUUCAUAUGUAGGAGGUGUAGUCAACUCAUUGACACACAUAAUUGGCUUAAUGAAGCUGUCCUUCUGUGGGCCAAAUGUUCUCAGCCACUUCUUCUGUGACCUUCCCCCCCUCUUGAAGUUGUCCUGUUCUGAUACAUCCAUGAAUGAGCUGUUGCUUUUGGUCUUCUCUGGAGUCAUUGCUAUGACCACGCUCCUGAUUGUGAUAGUCUCCUACAUCUUCAUUGUUGCUACAAUCCUGAGGAUCCGCUCAGCAGUUGGCAGACAGAAAGCCUUCUCCACCUGUGCCUCACAUCUGACAGCUGUGACCUUGUUCUAUGGCUCCAUCAGCUUCAGUUACAUCCAACCCAGUUCCCAAUACUCCUUGGAACAAGAGAAGGUGGUGUCUGUGUUUUACACCCUGGUGAUUCCUAUGUUAAACCCACUGAUUUACAGCUUAAGGAACAAAGAGGUGAAGGAUGCUGUGAAAAGGGCUGUGGACAUGAAACAUUUCCUAUGUUAA
Nannospalax galili (Upper Galilee mountains blind mole rat) is the source of this 948-nucleotide messenger RNA. RefSeq names its product olfactory receptor 1052-like. Lineage: Eukaryota; Metazoa; Chordata; Mammalia; Rodentia; Spalacidae. Gene Ontology annotation, biological process: G protein-coupled receptor signaling pathway; sensory perception of smell. The transcript has a single exon. The record is from RefSeq and is a predicted model, not a curated record. Bases 10 to 948 code for a protein of 312 amino acids. Gene Ontology annotation, molecular function: G protein-coupled receptor activity; odorant binding; olfactory receptor activity. Gene Ontology annotation, cellular component: membrane.